ACCAGUUUCGGCAUAUUCUUAUGGAAGCGGCAACCAUGCUUAAUACCAUUUUCAGCUGUGCAAAUAUUUACAUGUUCAAUUCUAAUUCCGCAAGUUUUUUAAAACCUUCUAACCCCUCAACAGUUCAACAAAGAGUCGGUGUGACAAGCGCGAUGUCUGAUUUUGAUGCUAAAAUUUCCGUAGACGCGCCGUUAAAGGAUUAUGAAAAGCUUAUUGAAGAAAAAGUUCAAUCGGAAGGUUUAGAUGAGGAGGAGAUAGAAAAAAAUUACAAAAUAAUAUCUGCAGCUGCGCGUGAUACUGUAUGGAAAUUGCUCUUUUCGUCUAGUCCUAUUACGAAAGAGAGUCUGGAAAAUGUGGCCGAGUUUUUGAACAAAAUAAAAGAAGAUGCAUCCUUUUAUGAUCCAUAUACUUAUAAUGAAUGGAUUUCUGGUUUGCGCGACGAGUUGUUAAAAAGGAAUAUGUUAGAUUUUUGGCGUGAUCAUAUGGUUGUGAAAGAGUUGGGUCCAUGUUGGGCAAGAGAUUGUGAUUAUUUUGACGACAUGGAAGACCCUGCACCAGCACAAUUUUACAAUCACGCUGGCUGUGUAGCUCCCUUUGCGCAAGUUACUGAACAAAGACGUAAUUCUGUUAUAUUGGAUCUUCCCACAACUCCCAACGAAAAACGUUUAGAUCUAAAUUCUGACUUUGAAGCAAAUAUUUCCACAGAGUCGCCGAGUCGGGAUUACGACUGCCUAAUUAAAGAAAAAGUGAAAAAAGAUCAGAAUGUCGAAGAUGACGUCAUCAUUGAUAAUUUCAAAAAAAUUGCAAUAUCUGCACGUGACGUAAUAUGGAAGCUUCUGUUUUCUCAAAAAGAUACGUCUGAAGAGAAUAAAGUAAAAGCUGCAGGUUUGCUCUAUAGAUUAAAAACUGAUUCUUGCCUCUAUGAUCCAUAUACAUAUAAUGAGUGGAUUUCUGGUUUACGUGACGAGUUGUUAAAAAGGAAUAUGUUAGAUUUUUGGCGUGAUCAUGUGGUUGUGAAAGAGUUGGGUCCAUGUUGGGCAAGAGAUUCUGAUUAUUUUGACGACAUGGAAGACCCUGCACCAGCACAAUUUUACAAUCACGCUGGCUGUGUAGCUCCCUUUGCGCCAGUUACUGGACGAAGACUUAAUUCUGAUAUAUUGGAUCUUCCCACAACUACCAACGAAGAACGUUUAGAUCUAAAUUCAGGCUUUGUAGCAAAUAUUUCCACAGAGUCGCCAAGUCGGGAUUACGACUGCCUAAUCAAAGAAAAAGUGCAAGAUGAUCAGGAUGGCGAUGAUGACGUCAUCAUUAAUAAUUUUAAAAAAAUUGCAAUAUCUGCCCGCGAAGUAAUAUGGAAGCUUCUGUUUUCUCAAAAUAAUCCAUCUGAAGACAAUAAAGUAAAAGCUGGAGAUUUGCUUUAUAGAUUAAAAGCUGAUUCUUGCUCUUUUGAUCCUUGGUCUUACAAUAUGUGGAUAACUACUGUUCGAGAUGAACUUCUUAAACGAGAAAUGUUUGAUUUCUGGCGUGAUCAGCUAGUAGCUAAAGAACUGGGACCUUGCUGGGCGAAAGAUUCAGAUUUCUUUGACGAUUUGGAUGAUUUAGAGCCAGUAGAAUUUUAUAACAGAGCUGGAUGCGUGGCACCUUUUAAAAGGAAGGUUAACUAAUGUAUAUUUUUGAACAUUCUUUGUAUUUAAAUAUUAUAAAUUGUUGUAUUCACAAAGAUUGUAUGUGUUAGCAUUUGAAGACCCAAUUUUAUUUCGUAGCUUUAAAAAUAAUACAAAAAUGUUGAAUUUAAAUUUUGUUAACCAAACUUACAAUUAUCCUUGAUUACUAAUCAUAUUCAGAUACUUCCAGUAAUAAUUGCAAUAAACCAUUUGUUUGC
Messenger RNA from Ceratitis capitata (Mediterranean fruit fly), 1882 nucleotides. RefSeq lists its product as uncharacterized. The coding region runs from base 21 to 1664 and encodes 547 amino acids. Lineage: Eukaryota; Metazoa; Arthropoda; Insecta; Diptera; Tephritidae. The transcript is spliced from 5 exons. The record is from RefSeq and is a predicted model, not a curated record.